AUGGUUGAUAGUGUAAAAUACGAGAAACGACAACAGCUCGCCGGAUAUGCAUCCCGACGCAAUUGCGUAAAGGCAACGGGAUUAGCCGGAGAAAUUUUAAGAUCAGAUCGAGCGCUCAAAUUUGUGGAUCAAUUACUCGUAAAAGAUCUAAUUGCCACCAAUAGAUCUUUAAAUUCAGUUCAAUCCGCAAGUUUGCGCACAUCAAUUACGAAGAAGAUAGAACUUCGUAACCACCUAAUUGAAUACAUGACAAGAGUGCGAGACAGUAAUGAUCCCAGAAAGGUUAACGAGAUGUGUGAUGUAGUAUUACGAAAAGGCGCGGUAGAUCAUUCCAGCACGCAAUUUCCGCCAGAAUCGUUAAAUACUAUUUCUACUUCAUCACCGUUGCGCUUCACUUUAAAACCCUCUCGACCCUCACAAAAUCAUACUCAUUUUGGCACGCUUCUUGGUUCAAACCGCAGGCCUCAUCCGAUUUUACCACCGAUCGCGCUUAAUGGACCAAUACCGAACGGAUCGCGAAACAUCCAAUUUAAAAGUUCCCCUUUUUACAAUGUCUUGGAAAGGAUAUCUGAUUUAAGAGUGCUUCCGACUGCAGCAGAGAACGUUCGAAGUAGUGUAACCAUUCAUUUUCGCUUGAAUUAUGAUCAGGUUCAAAGGAUCCAACAAUCCAGGAGAACUUAUCAGAUUAGAUUGUUCGGUUGUUCUGAGCCGUCGGGGUCAGUUGCAAAUGAAUGUUUAGUUGAGUUUCCGCAACUAUGUGAAAUCAAGGUCAACGGAGAAAAUUUAUCAGUAAAUACUAGAGGAGUAAAAAAGAUGGUGGGUUCUGUGAAUCCAAUCGAUACGACGGUACUGUGUAAAGUAAAUCCCAGCUACGAAAACAAACUUGAAUUCACAUACGCGAAUACUAAUAAGCGAUAUAUUAUUAUGCUUCAAUUAAUUGAAAAAAUAUCGGUCGAUAGUAUAGUAGAAAAAGUAAAGAACGGGAAGUUCGUGCCCAAGGAUGAAGUUUUGCGAAAUUGGCGGGAAACCGGCGAAGACGAUAUAGUGGUUGGGUCGAGCACAAUCUCUCUAAAAGAUCCUUGCUUUGAUGCAUACCUCUUCUUCCAGCUAAACGAGCAAGUGCCCACAUGGACGUGCCCGGUUUGUAAUAUUUCAAUUGGAUCUUGGGAAGAUAUUGUAGUGGAUGGGUACUUCACGGACAUACUAAAGAACACUCCACAAGAACAAGAAACUGUGUCCAUAGAUCCUAACGGUAUUUGGACCAUUCCGAAGAAAACGAUCGAUGAGACAAGGUUCUCUCCCACGACAAAUCAUAUCUCCCAAAAAACUCUAGACCCGCCACCACAAGAUAUAUACAUUAUAGAUUCAUCAGAUGAAGAAAAACCUAUUAAAAAGAAACAGUUACAAAAAACCUUUGAUAAUAAAGAGAUUAUCGACCUCACUUUAAGUAGUGAUGAGGAAGAACCCCCUAAAACCUUCAAAGAUAGACCCACAGGUACUACUACUGUUAACUAUCCUGUUAAGAUAGAAAAUAAACAGGAAAUUUUAGUACAACCCAUACCUUUAAGUGUAUCAUAUUCCACCCAAAAUCCUCAAUCGUCGUCCUCAUCUUUUAAUAAUUAUACGGUUCCCCAAUACUAUCAUCAUCCAUACGAAACGCCUGUAGAUGCUAAAUCUUCAAUUUAUUAUGAUAACCCUGAAUCCACUUUAAUUAACACCCCUGGCUCUCUAGGAGAAAGUUACGAAUAUUUCAUGAGUCAUGAUUUCGACAG
Messenger RNA from Acaulospora morrowiae, 1772 nucleotides. NCBI's taxonomy places the organism in Eukaryota, Fungi, Glomeromycota, Glomeromycetes, Diversisporales, Acaulosporaceae. The record is from the annotation of a GenBank genome assembly.